Armigeres subalbatus is the source of this 656-nucleotide messenger RNA. Its product is annotated as DNA-binding protein SMUBP-2. NCBI's taxonomy places the organism in Eukaryota, Metazoa, Arthropoda, Insecta, Diptera, Culicidae. The transcript has a single exon. Gene Ontology annotation, biological process: protein targeting to ER; proteasome-mediated ubiquitin-dependent protein catabolic process. Gene Ontology annotation, molecular function: zinc ion binding. Gene Ontology annotation, cellular component: cytoplasm; endoplasmic reticulum. Bases 109 to 573 code for a protein of 154 amino acids. The record is from RefSeq and is a predicted model, not a curated record.
UUGCAUGCAUGUACGAUGUAUCCGCAGAUCAAAACCUAUCAAAACAAGUUGAUAAAAUAUUUAUUGGGAAACAAAUUUUCUUUUCGAUAAUAUUCAUUCUAUUUCAUAAUGGCAUCGUCACCAAAUACCGACAAGGAAGUGCUGAAAUUAAACACCAACCCCAAAAUGGUCACCAAAGCUACGGAAAUUCUAGAACCCCUUCCCAGCGCAGCGGUGGACAAGAACCUGGAUGAUGUCUUGGAAGCCGUCAAAACCGUGGACCAGACGUGUGACUACAAACGGUGCAAGCAAAAAACCAACAUGAUGGGAAGCAAUUGUGAAUUCUGCAAGCAACGUUUCUGCUUCAAGCAUGGCCUCCCGGAAGUGCACGGAUGCGGUGAAGCCGUUAGACGGCAAGAACGAGAGGCGUUUCUGCAUCCCCUGCCAGCGAAAACCGUUCAGGCCCAGGAGGAUCUGAAGAAAGCGCACGGUCGAUUAGACCAAAAACUGAAACAAAUGAACCUGGGCCGGAAAGCGAAACCAUCGGGAACUUCAUCCGGAAGCGGUGGUGGCAGAAGGAAAGGAAAAUCUUAAAGCCGCUUUUUCUUUUAGGGACUUUUUAUUUCAAAUACUUGUGAAACGCCUAUAGAAUACACGAUAUUUAUUUUAUGAGUAAA